Molecule: messenger RNA, 468 nt
Organism: Orbilia oligospora ATCC 24927
Lineage: Eukaryota; Fungi; Ascomycota; Orbiliomycetes; Orbiliales; Orbiliaceae
Exons: 1
Coding region: 1-468 (155 amino acids)
Source: RefSeq, a predicted model, not a curated record
AUGGGAGAGCCAUGCGAAGAAACGGAAUGCGACACCUGCGAGGAACAUAUAUUGGGAUCUCCAAUGGAAUGCCUUUGCUCGGCAGUCUACUGCGGAGACUGUUUCCAUAAACAUAUCAGAAAAAUGGAAAUAAACGGACGUGGAGAUGAACACAGACAAGCAGAGACCUGGGAACCAUCCGUGGCAGAUAUGAUCUGGGGAAAGGUCACGAAGGCCAUUGCAGAAAUAGACCUUUCCACGCUAUUUAUCGAAGAUGAGAAGGCGAAAUGGUUCGGACACUGGUCGCAAAUGUCCGAACAAGAUGACGAGACAAAUUCAAUCGAGACUCAAUAUAUUGUGGAGACAUCAAGGUUGAGAGAUCUUAUGGCACAAUCUUUGAAUUUCGGGCCGGACAGCCCUUCGACUCAGUUUCCGAGUAUAGUAUCAUUUGUCGGCGCCUCUGGGGCUGGGAAGUCUUUACUGGGUUGA